AUGCCAGAGAAGGGCUACUACGUCUCGCAGCGGGCACUCUCCAACCUGGUCCCGCCCACACCAAACCUCCACGCCGUCCGCUCGCACUGCUUCCACAACCAGUACGACCCGGAAACCAACCCGGACGGCAUCGUCGCGCUGGCCAUCGCCGAGAACAAGCUGAUGCGCGAUGAGAUCUGCGCGCACAUCAACGCCCACACGGCCAUCACGCCGUGGCACUUGACCUACGGGCAGGGGCCGACGGGGUCGCUCGAGCUGCGCAGGGCGCUGGCGGCGUUCGUGCGCGACGUGUUCCGCCCCAGCAUGGGUAUCGACGAGAAGAACGUCUGCGUCUGUCUCGGCGCGGGCAACGCCGUGGAUAAUCUGGCUUUCUGUCUCGGGGAGCCGGGCGACGGCAUCCUCGUGGGCAGGCCGCUCUAUGUGGGAUUUUUCCCGGAUAUCGAGGCCAGGGCAAAAGUCAAGCCCGUCCUCGUACCCUUUGGCCCUGGUACGGACCCCACCUCCGCCGCGGCGGUGCCCUUCUACGAAGCUGCUCUACACCGAUCAAACGCCGCCGGCGUACCCAUCAGGGCCAUCCUCCUGUCCAGUCCGCACAACCCGCUGGGGAGACCGUACGAGAACGACUUCCUCACGGGCAUCAUGCAGCUCUGCGCCAAGCACAACAUCCACCUGAUCUCGGACGAGGUCUACGCACGCUCCAACUUCCCCAGCACCGACAUCCCCAACCCGGCGCCCUUUGUGUCGGUGCUCUCGUUCAACCUGGCCGAGUACAUCGACCCGUCGCUGGUGCACGUCAUCUACGGCAUGAGCAAGGACUUUUGCGCCAACGGGAUCCGCGUGGGCGCGCUGAUCUCGCCCGCCGCCAACGGCACCGUGAUGCGGUGUUUCCGCGCCGUGGCGAGUUUCAGCCGCGCCUCCCAGCUCGCCGAGCACGCCUGGCUGAAUCUCCUCAACGACCGGCCCUUUCUGGACACGUACUUCCCGCUGCUCCAGCAGAGGAUGACGGACGCUUACGAGUUCACCACCGCGUUUCUGAGACAGCACGACAUUCCCUACACCAAGGCGAGCGUGACGAGUUUCAUCUGGGUCGACCUGAGUCGCUAUCUCAGAGAGGACAGCGUCGAGGCCGAGCUGGAGCUGAAUUGGAAAAUGGCCCACGGCGGCGUGUGGUUGGCCAUGGGGGCGAGUUUCGCCAGUGAGAAGAACGGCAAUUUUAGGAUAACGUUUGCGACACCGAGAGAGGAACUGAGCAUGGGGUUAGAAAGGUAUGAUAUUGCGAUUGUUUCCUUGACGUGGUGUGGUGUUGACGGUUUGUCUUGA
This is a messenger RNA of Fonsecaea pedrosoi CBS 271.37, 1320 nucleotides long. RefSeq lists its product as uncharacterized. Gene Ontology annotation, molecular function: transaminase activity; pyridoxal phosphate binding. Gene Ontology annotation, biological process: amino acid metabolic process; biosynthetic process. Bases 1 to 1320 code for a protein of 439 amino acids. The record is from RefSeq and is a predicted model, not a curated record. Lineage: Eukaryota; Fungi; Ascomycota; Eurotiomycetes; Chaetothyriales; Herpotrichiellaceae. The transcript has 2 exons.